This is a messenger RNA of Naegleria lovaniensis, 14793 nucleotides long. RefSeq lists its product as uncharacterized. NCBI's taxonomy places the organism in Eukaryota, Heterolobosea, Eutetramitea, Acrasida, Naegleriidae. Gene Ontology annotation, molecular function: ubiquitin-protein transferase activity; ATP hydrolysis activity. The transcript has 2 exons. The coding region runs from base 1 to 14793 and encodes 4930 amino acids. The record is from RefSeq and is a predicted model, not a curated record.
AUGUCUGAUCAUCAACAGAAGCAGCAACAACCACCCUCCAACAACACCAUUCGACCAUCCAUUCCAAUCUCUUCAAAUAAUGCCACUGGAAGCAAGAGAGGAGGUGUUUUAAAACAUUCUCCACCAACUCCCACAUCAACCUUUCAACAGCAUUUUCCAACCACACCAACCUCGGCUACACUUCGCAAGCCACCUCCAUCUCCAAUUCAGACACCGUCCUCUGGGAACAAUAACAACAUGUUUAAUUUUCAACCUUCAGGCAACACAUUUGUCAGUGGAGGUCAUGUGAUUGUUCCGAAUCGAGCAGCAACAAUAGCGAAUACAUCAUCGUCGGUCCAAAAUGCUGGAACUUCUUCUCGUUUUAGUUAUGCAUCCAUCGUUACCAAUAGUAGUAUUACUAGCAGCAAUAGUAGCAGCAAUAGUAUUACGAAUGGCCUUAACAAUAGCAACGUCACAGCACCCAAUAGCAGUAGCGGAGCCAUUUUGAGGGAGGACGAUCUUGAUGACUCAACCUCACUCUAUUCCAAGUUUUCUCAUAAUCUUAAUAGUAGCAUGCAUCAACAACCUUCCUCGUCGAAGGAAAGUACCGAGUUCACUCCUCCCAAACAAAAGAAUUCGUCAACAUUGGACAACAAAUUGGAAAUGUCACCACCACAACCCUCAUUGGCAUUACAGAUACACACCUCCUCAAACCCUCUUUCGACACCAACAGGAGAGAGAAAGAAAAAACUGAGGAAAAGCGGAUCAUCAUCUUCAACAAAUUUAUUGUCAAAUGCCACAAAUAUUGGGAACAACAUUCACAACAAUGCUACAACAAUUGAAAGUCCUUCAUUUAAUACUACAGAUUUACAGCUCAAAAAAAAGAGUUCUAUUACAGAUGUUGAUUCCAAUGAUGAAGAGGAAGACGAGUUCAUUUCGGUAGAGUCUCCAACAUUUGCUCUGGCUCCCUCCGUUGUUAAGAAGCACAAGAUGAAACAACAAAAAUUGGGUGGAGGCUCUCCACAUCAAAAUGAACAAAGCAAUUUGGAGAUUACGAACGAUUUAUUAACCUCUAUUGAACAAUCCAUGGAGGACCUUCUCGAUAGCGACAAUGUCGAAUAUAAUUUUCCUGGACAAAUUUAUGGAGGAGGUGUUGGAUCUGACGGAGAAAAUUCCACUCCUGUGACUACUCAUGUUCAACAACCAACAUAUAAUCUACCUCCAUUCAUGUUCUCCUCCACUAACAGCAAUAGCUCAAUGAGAUCGGGCCCUUUCCACUCGACCUUAGACCUUAACAUUCCAUACAUUUACACUACAAGCGAGGAAGAGAUUGAGAUUUCUACUAAUGGCUCAAUCUCUACAAACACAACAAGCACUUCAUUGGAGGAUUUUCAAAGCGGGUUUAUUGGCUCAAUCACUCCAACAACCAAUGUCAUUAUUCAGUCACCAAAUAACAAAAACGCAACUCCUUACACUAACAAUCAAGCAAGAAGCGAAUCCAAUCGUGGAGAGAAUCGUUCAACACCACCAACAUCUCCUGGGUCUCCUGUAGAGAAUAAGAAUUUGGCUGCUUUCAACAAGGAACGUACAGGAGUGCACGCAUCUCCAACAAGUAAAACCCUACCCAAGGUAAAAUCAAAGGCCGUUCUAGAGUAUGAAGACGAUGUCACAUCUGAUUCAUCUGAUUCCUCCACAGAUGAAGAGAUAUUUUCGCAAGAGAGAGCAAACACCAAUGGAGUCAACUUGAUUGACUAUUCUCAAUGCCCAACACUGCAAGAUAUGAAUCAGCUUUUUGAAAAAACGAUGGAGGAAUAUGAAUAUGAAAAGAAGUUGGGAUCUGAAGCACAACUUUUCAUUACAAAUGCUCCAAGCUUUCAAUCUCUGCUGUUUGCAUUGAAGAAAUUGAAAGAUCAAUCCCUGUUGCAUCACGAAAACUCCUCUAAGAUUAGAUCUAACAUUUUUCAAACAUUGAAGCGGAAAAUCAAGGAAUUGAACAACAAAUAUCAAAUGCAAAGCAUUGGAGUGAUCUCAAGUAUUAAUUCCAGGAAGGAAUUGGAUACAGUGUUUGACAUUUGUAACUUUUUACUCAAUGAGGAUAUCAUCUACAGCAUGAUUCAAUCUCCUAUUCUAUCAGAUAUUAAUUCCGAAAAAGAUUUGGAAAAUAUGGCAACUCUUUUAGAGAAUAUUCAAUCGAAAAUGAAUGUAUCCUUUAACAACUCAGUACAGGGUUACUUUAGAUUAUUUGACGGAACAAAGAAAUGGCUCAUACACGUUUUUACACACAACUUGCGAAUAGUAUUUGAUUUACAGUCUUCAGGAACUUUACCUUCGAACCAAGCAAGAAGAUCUUCAACAUCGCUCCUGUCUCUACUUCAGAGCCAGCAGAAUUCUAUAUCCCUAGAGAAAUUUAUGAAAUUUCUGGAUAGACUUGUGAGGUUAAAUUUUCUAAACGAGUAUUCUCAUGUACUUCUUGACGAGUUGAUGUUGACACCAUUUUUUGUUUCCUUGACAGCUUUCGACUUUAUAGAGCAUAUGGGAAAAUUCAGUGGGGCCCAAUUUUCUGACAAGUUGCGAUCCUAUAUCAUUGAAAAAUGUUGCCAGUUAAUUUCUCAAACAGCAACAAGCAAGGAUACCAGCCUUCUUUUUGAACUGAUUGAAUCUAAAAUUGAAGAUGAAACAGUACGCUUUGUAUAUCUCAGAACAUUACUAUUUGCAGCCAAUAUUCAGCACAAUUAUGAAAAUAUUGUCAAAAAUCCAUUGUGCUAUUAUUAUUUCAAAUUUGCCAAGAUCAGUCAAAAGAUUUCUGAUGAAAACUAUGCAAAAAUUGAGAAGGAAGUAUCAGAGUUGAUGGAUAUUUAUUUCAAGCUAGUUUUUCAGCUCUUAGACAAAACUUGUACCAUCUCUACUUUGAACAUGGUUCUAAAACAUGAGAGUCAAUUCACUAAGCUUGUUUAUGUUAUGGGAGAUGUUGGAUUUAACGAGGGUCAUCUAAAGCAACUUCGUCAAGAGCUGAUUUCAUUCAAAACAACUCUAGAUGCUGUUCAAAAUUUCCUGACCAUGUUUGCGGAUGAUCCUAACUUCUUUGAUACAAAUACUGUACUCGAUACUAUUAUCAAAAUUCGUAGAAAUAUGACGGAAAUGGUUCUCAAAAAAGUCCAAAAGCAAGUAUCGGAUUUAAUUCCAUUCAGCUUUGAGGAUUUGGCCUUCUUUUACGAGCUUCGAACAUCAGAGUUCUUUUUGGUAUUAUGGAGAGAUCUUUAUUCAAAGAACACAAACGAAAAAUAUAGUAUUGAUUCUAUCAAGACCAAGCUCAUACCUGCGGUCAGAAAAAGAUGGAGCGAGUAUUACAUUUCACUCGAUAACCUUUCCAUGAAGUUAAGCGAAUUUUAUAGCAUUCUAAGGAAAUGUAGAUAUGAUACCAAACUUGAUAACAUCUUUUCAGGUGCAAGCAGUCUUUAUGAAGACGAGUUGAUGAGAGUGAGAAUGACUUUCAGCGGAAAAGCUUCAGACAAAAAACCUUCUAAAGAGGAUCUUGAAUGGGUUUCAAAGAGGCACAACAUCAUUAGAAGCUUUGAAAGUAUUAAUUUAUACAGAUCAUAUUUGCCAGCACUGAUUGCACUUGUGGAGCAUUUUGAGCCAAACUUUUCUGUUGAUUUGAAAAAAGAUCCAGAUUACAUUCAACUCAAAAAGGAGGCAACCAUCUUGACUAGUCAGAGUUUGUGGGAAGAGCAAACUUUAUCCAUGUUUGAGAACCAAAGAACAAGCCUUGAUUCAUUAUCUUUCGCCAAAUUUUUUAAGAAUUUUUCCGAUAAUCAAAUGUCAUUUAUGAAAUUACUGAGUGACAACAGUGGGUUUUCCAUCAUUGAUUGGCUUGCUAGCUACAAAUCGAAUCUGGAGUUUGAUAACCUGUUAGAGGUGUGCAAGAGUUACACUGACUCUGUCAAAGUUCUUCAAUCAUUGAAAUCUUUGGUUGUAAUACGAGAUGCUCUUUCGGAGUUGCUAUACUCUGUAGAGUCUACUGCUAUUAAUUUCACUUGUUUUACACAUUUUCACAGUGUAUUGACUAAACUUCCGAUUGGAAGUGAUGAAUUGGUACAGCUGACAAACCUCAAAAAGAACUUCACUCUCCUUCUUGAAAUGUUUGAAGAAAGAACGCGAACUGGAGGAGUUCAAGCUCUUUAUGAUCUUGCUGCCAUAAUUGAAAGAGGUAUCUUUGAGUUCAGUCUUGCUUCUCAGAACGUAAUUAGUUGCAAAGUGAUACCUUCUUCAAGCAUGUCAUCCUCGUCACCAAGCAGAAGAAUGAGCAAUCAACAUCAAAUCAUCAGCAUGGAGGGACUAGUGGAGUUGAGAAACAAGUUGAUGUUGAGUGAAAUACCAGAUAAUAUUAACAGCUUAGACGACGUGCAUUCAAAGAUCAAACUAUUUGUGAGCUAUAUUACUUUAAUGCUUGAGCUAAGGUCAUCAUUGCUCGAGCUAUGUCGAUUUGCUCAUUUUGACUUUCAAGAUAAUUACUUUAAAACAGUUAAGGCUUCAGAAUGCACUUUCGAUUCCAUCCAAGAGUAUCAUUUGGAGGUUCUGAAAAAGAUGGAAGAAUGGAAAAAAAUUGUCGAUGAUUCCCGAAACAAAUACUAUUUCAUUAAUCUCUUUAGAUCGAAAGAGUCUCUACAUAUCUUUAAUUUGCUGACCAGAUACAAGGAAGAUACCAGACAUGAUAUAUUGCGAGAGUUAUUAGACAUUUUGCAAUUGGGUGACCAUAGCUUGACUAUUAAUGAAAUUGAAUCUUGUAUCAACGAAAUGCAAGACUUUACAUUCUCCAAAGAACUGAGUGUAGCCACAAAGAUGGAAAAAUUAUGCCUAUUUAUCGAAGCUUUAUUCCGUAAUAGAAAGGUACCAUAUCGUAGAGCUGAUUAUUCUAUUCCAUCAACAGUUGUAUCCAAGUACUCAGUCAGCAACUUGGGAGGUUUCUUUAGGAUUAUAAAGCUGAGCAAGGAAAAAGAGGUCAUGGAAGCCAUUUUGACCAUUUAUUCAACUCAAAACAGACUUCCUUUGAGUGAAGAGGUUUUACUUUGCAACUCUUAUGAGACAGAUAUUGAAGACAUUUAUCUCAUUCUAAAUAGAUGGUUCAAGUCUAGUGCAAAUGGAAAAAUCAACCAUAUAUUUUGUAUUGGCAAUAUCCACGAGUUACAAUUUUCUGUUCAGUCAAAGAUGCUAUUACGUAUUCAAGAGCAAUUAUCAAUCAUGGCUAAAGCAUCAAGUAAUCAUGCCAAGCUGGUACUACUUAGUGGAGCAGAUAGCAAUUCUAGACUCUUAGUAGAGUUUUCGCAAUAUGUAGAUGUGAAUUUCAAAAUUCUUCCUCACAAGUACAUUUCAGCGAUUCUCAACUCGUAUCAUGGUAAUCGUGUGAAAUAUGUGUACUCAAAUCGUACAGCCGCCGGAAAAACUCGCUACAUACUUAAAGAUAUUUACAUGAGCAAGAAAGGAUAUAAAAGAAUUACAAUACUUGAAGACUCAACCGUAAGAGAUACGGUAUUUACUCUUAAAAGAACAUUGAACAGUAUGGACAGAAAAGACGUUGCUUUUCACUUUUCUUUAUGCCCACUUAUUCCAAAGCACUUUAACUCGCUGUUCUUCGAAUUGUUUUAUUUGGGGAGAGUUAGAGAUCGUGAUACAGCGACUGUGUUCCAUUUAACACCUUCCACCCAAUUCUACAUUGAAAUGCCAAACAGUCUUUGUGUACCUAUUUUGAACGAAUUUGUCUAUUUUUGUGCCUAUUUGCCUUCACUGGAAAUUACUACAGACGAAAAUAGCUUUGAUUUAACAAUCUAUGAGCUAACUAAUAGCAUCGAGGACGCUGUAGAAAUUAUUACUAGAAACAACUCGAAGAAGGUACAAUUUGUCUGCAAGUUUUUAAAAGCAUUUGAGGAAAACGUUUUCAAAAAUGCUGCUCCUCAUAUUGCUGAUUUUUCUCCUGAUAAGCAAUCUGACCUUGAUACCAGAAAAUGCUUCAAACUUCUUUGCAAAUAUACCGGAUUCAGUUUGGAGAAUGCUUCCUUCUCUGUGAUCAAUCAUUUUGUAGAACUACUUUAUGGGCAAUUCCAAUCCACUCUUAGAUAUGCAUGCUUUAAAAAUUGUGUCAUGGAAGGAACCAUGCAACUUUUUAAGCAUGCAAUGAUCGACUUGAUGAUUAGAUCUGCAAGAGAUUUGACAGGUAUUGCAGUUGAAAAAGAUGCAAUUUUGUCCAUGGCUAAGAAAUAUGAAGGUAAACCGUAUACCGAGGUUCUUCUAUUACAAUAUAUUGAAAUGUUUGAAAACAGAAUAGGUCGUUUGGAAGAACAGUCUGCUCAGCACCCGCUGGUUGCAUUCUAUCGGACCGAAUUGGAUGAGAUUACAGGUAUUGACCUUAUUGGAAUGGACACCGACAAGUUGGAUCUAAACGAAGAAUUGAAAUACUCUCUGAUGUGCAAUGGAAUUAAUUUGGAUGCUCCUCGAGCACUUUCGCAUGAAAGAGCUCAAGAAAUUAUUAGAAAUGUAGCAGGACUAGGUAAAGAGGAUAAAAACGAGAAAAUUAGAAACAAUUACGUAUUAACAGUUGACAAUUUGAGCAAAGUGCUCAUUAUUUACAACAAGCUCAAGUACAAUCUACCAGCAAUUUUGUACGGUGAUAACGGAGUAGGAAAAUCAGAGUUAACUAAAUAUUUAAGCACCGUGCUAGGAAUUAAGUUGAAACGAUUCGUUGUUAAUGAAGGCCACAGUAGCUCAGACAUUUUGAACUGGAUCAGUCCUCUCAUAAGAGAGGCCAAUCAUAACCCUUCCAGGGAUGUUAUAGCAUUCUUUGAUAGGGUGAAUACGGCAAACAUGAUGGGAUUAUUUAAAGAGAUAAUAUGUGACAAAAUUAUCAAUAACCAAGUACUUCCCAAGAAUCUGAAAAUUGUUGCCUCUUGUAAUCCAUACCGUCUGAGAAGAUAUUCUGGAACAGACAUAGAACAACCUUCUUCUCAAAGGCUUGAUAUCCUGAAAGAGAAUUUACGAAAUCUUCAAAGGACAACCACACUUGACGUUCAAGCUUUUGCUCAAUGCCUUGUUUACAAGGUUUAUCCUCUUCCAGUUUCUUUGUUGGAUUCCGUGUUUAGCUUUGGAUCGCUUAAAAGUGACAUUGAACAGCUAUACAUACGUGCAAUAUUACUUAUGGAAAUUAAUCAGGAGGAUAAUACUAGAUCCGAAAGAUUCUUUGAUUGCUUUACCGAGCUAAUUUUCAUAUCCCAAAACUUUAUUAGAAAAGUAUACAUGGAACGCAGCGCUGUAAACCUGAGGGAUGUGAAAAGAUGUAUCAAUUUGUUCAAGAGCUUUUAUCAGUCGCUUGCAAAACGAAACUCUUUAGAUCCAGAAUUUUAUUUGGAGGAUUCAAACUUCAUCAUUAAGAACUCAAUACUACUUGCUCUUGGUAGCUGUUACUAUUAUAGACUUACUGCUCGUAGAGAAGACUUUGUGACUGAGAUUGAGAACUAUCUUUCUUCAAACAAAUACUUUUUAUAUCAAAAAGGUGAUUUUAUCAAUACACUCAACGAGGAGCAGAGAUUUUAUACCAUGCAUUUAAAUAUUCCAAAAGGUGUGGCACUUAAUCAGGCUUUAAGAGAAAAUAUUUUCAUGACACUUGUUUGUGUCUUGAAUAGAAUUCCAAUUUUUAUCAACGGAAAAAGUGGAAGCUCCAAAUCAUUGUCGUUAGAAAUUCUAUCUUCAAACUUGAAUGGAAGUGCGAGCGUGAACGCAUUUUUGAAAUCUCUGCCCUCUCUUGAAAUAUUCACAUAUCAGUGCUCGCAACUGUCAACACCUGAAGACGUGAAGAGUUGCUUUGAAUCUGCGAGAAGAUAUCAGAAAAAUUCUCCCAAUUCCAUUGCAGUGGUUCUCUUAAACGAAGUUGGACUCUUAGAGCAUUCUCCGUCUCAUCCAUUGAAGGUGGUUAAUAAGGAGCUCGAUGAGGAGAGUUCAAAUUAUACACCCUCUGUCAUUGGUCUUUCGAAUUGGACUCUUGAUCCCAAUCUCAUUAACAGGGCUGUUUAUUUGUCACGACCAGCUCCCUCGACUUUUGAGUUGAAGACAACACUUUCUGGCAUUGUCAAUUCGGUACACUUGGAUAGUAGUCUGUUUUCGUUAGCCAAGGCUUUCCAUGACGUAUACAACAGCCAACAAAGAAAAGAUUUCUUUGGAUUGCGAGACUUUUACCACUGUGUGAAAUUUAUCAACAGAAAUUUUGAUUUAGGAGCUCUGACACCAGAGCUUUUAACUGAUGCUUUGACCCGUAAUUUUGGUGGCUCUAGCAAUGAAGAGUUUCAUACCAUUCUCAAUAUUUUCUUUUCAUGUGUAGGAAUGAACAUCGUUCCGAAUAGAAAGUUAAAAUUAGAGUACAUUUCAGACAAUUUGACCGAUACAAAAGCUCGACAUCUCAUGCUUCUUACUAAGAACAAUGCUGCUCUUUCCAUUUUAUUUUCUGAUUUUGGACAAAUAAUGCCAUACUCUAACUCUGAGGUCAUAUUCGGCUCAUCAAACUUCCAAAAUUCCGCUAAAGAGCUUCAAAUAUGUAUGGAUAUACAAAGAAUUAAGCAGUGUAUGGCUAUUGGAAAAAUAGUUGUACUCGUAAAUUGUGAACAGCUCUAUGAGAGCUUGUACGAUUUAUUUAACUUGCAGUACAUUGAAUAUGACGAGAAUCGAGUUGUUGCAAUCUCCUUGGGGACCUACAGCAGAAUUUGUUCAGUUCACAAAAACUUUAGAGUCAUUGUGAUUGUAGAUCAAGAUGAUGCAUAUACACGAUUACCAAAACCACUGCUCAAUCGAUUUGAAAAACAGACACUUCACAGAGAAGAUUUAUUCGACAAGCACUCCUCGGCCAAUUUGCGAGCAGUGUUAUCAAAGCUCCAGAGUUGGGUGAAAUCAAUAUUUGACGAAGAUGAAAGACCAUUUGUUAACACUCACAAAUGUUUGCUUCAUUCUUUGGUAUUGUCAUUGGACUCAAAACAAAUGGAAGAUAGUACACUGCACGACUUUCUCUUGAACCAAUGCAAGAAUUUAUUACUAUGGAUUACCACUACAGAUGCUAUAGUUAGAAUGGCUUCAAAGAAUUUAAGAAAUAAGGAAUAUGCUAAAAUGUAUUUCGAGCAGCAAGAGCACAGAGAUCUUUGUAAAUUUUCUCAGUACUUGUUUGAUGCCAUAGAGUCACAACAAAAAAGUGGCUUGUUGAACCCACUGAUUUUUACAGGAUACUUCCAAGUCUGUGUGCUGACUUAUUCGUCAGUCUCUGUUAACUGCAGCUCUCUACUCAGCGCUGAUAGAGCCGAAUACGUGGAAACGUUGUUUUUGAGCGACUUAAAAUCAGAUAUUGAAUUGUCAGAAAAGCUAAAGCAAUACUUUGAAAUGCCAGUUUCAACACAAAAUUCUCAGCAUGUCUUAAUAAUUCAAUGUGAGCUUGUGAAUUUCGACUUGUUGAAUCAAACCAAGUUUAUGAUUCAAAAACAAAGAAAAUGCUCUGGUAUACUCAAUACUCAGGGAAAGAACGUACUUUUAGUUGUUAAUGUCAUUCCAGGAAAGUCUAACACGACUCAGUAUUUAAUUGAAUUCGAUACCCCAUGGAAAUAUGCUUUUAUUGACGAAAUUAGGCCAAUGCAACAUUCCAUUUAUGACAUUUUGAAUAGGCCAUUCCCUGAACAGAUACAACUAGCAAAUGUUCGACAAAUCAUUAGCAACAAUUUCAGAACAGCAUUGGCCAUGUUAAGAAAAACAAAUACCAAGAUUAAUGAUAUCACAGUUCUAAUUUCGAGAACUAAAGAACUUCUCGACAAUGAAGAUUGUUGGAAAGUGAUUCAACCUAAAAUCAUGGAGAUUUGUUUUGAUUACUUUUCUCAGAAUCAAACUAAUUAUUAUUCGACCUUUGUUGCACAGCACAUGCAUGAAUAUUUUUUAGUAGCGAAUACGUAUUACUCGGCCAUCCAAUACUGCAUUGAGAGAAUAUUAAUCAAGUCAUUCACAUACCUUCUCGCAGAAUUAGAGAGGAAUAACAAUCUGGAUUUAUACUUUGAAUUUAAGAAGGCAAAUAGAACAGAUGGAACAGCACUUUGGCUUCGACUUUUGAGCGAUAUGAAACGUCCAUCCAUUACAAACAUGUUUACUAAAUAUGAUCAAGCAAACUCCUCCGCAGAAUUGCUUCGUUGGAAACCCAUAGAGGUAAGAAAUGACGGAAAUAAUAACAGAAUGUUCAAAUGUCGAUUCCCUUUUUCAUUUGAAGUCUGUAGACACUUGCACAGCCUGAGAAGCAUUUGUGAGAGCUCACGUUUUGGUGUUACAACAGCACUCCAAAAUCAUAUCAACAUGCUGUAUCCAUUCUUGAAUAAUUUGUCAAAAGAGUUUUCAGAAUUCUUUAUCUAUGAUUAUAUGUGCAUGUUCGGAGAGCAAUGCACAGUUCUCACAAAUGAAGUACAGUAUGAAAUUCUCAAGAAAAUGCUAGAAACAGAGCAUAGCGAAUCCAGCGAUACAACUAGUCAUAUUGCUAACGCGCUUUCAUUCUAUUGGAAGCAAGAGAGAAGAUUACAAGCUUAUUAUGUACUCUUUGAGACAUUCCCCAAGUCUGUACUUCAAAAGAAAUUCUUACAAAAGCUACUUGUACCAUCGUUGAGAGUGACAUCAGUUGAGGAAAUUGAUAUUCUACUAUUCAGCGUGAUUUAUCAUAAUUUGGAUCCAAGAAAAGUGGAGAUUUCAUACGAUCCUGUUAUCACAAAACAACGAAGAAUGAUUUGGGUGAAAACUUUGACAGACAUCAAAGGUCCUGUUGAGGUCUUGACGAGUUUGAUGCGCCUCACAAAUUCUGGCUCUUCCAUGCUUAAUAAUAUUGGUUUUAUUCAUGAGAAAUGGAGAAAACUACAAUUCUACAAGGAGUAUCUUCAAGAGAUUGCUAUUCCUUUAGGAAUUGUUAAAGAUAUAUCCAUGAUUUUAUGGCAAAAUAUGAAAACAAAGCCUCUCUCUUCGAUGAACAGCUUGGAAUUAAUUCUAUACUUUUUAGACUUGGUUAACAAAAUUGGAGAUAAUCAAAAAUCCACGACUGUUGACGCUAGAAAAGCCAAUCUUUCGAGAUUUUUUGAAAUGUUUACCUCCAAGUUUCUUAUCCGACCAAUUGGAAAAGAUGAUGAAAUUGACAAAUCAUUUUACUCGGUCUUGGUUAGCAUUGUGAAAGGAGAUAAUGAAAAGUUUAAACAGAUUAUGAAAUAUCCAACCCAAAAUCUAAAGGUUAGCAUCUUGAAGAAGCUCCUUCUCAACAAACAAACAAAAGUGCUUGUGAAUUCUGAGUUGAGAGAAAUCAUCAAACAGGAGCUGGGAAUAUCUACAACUGCAUCGAUCAAUAGCUCAGCAUCGCUCGAUCAGAGCACAUUUUACAGCUAUUUGUGCAUUUACGAAUCGGUUCUUCAAAGUAUUUCUGAGGAGCAAAUUGCCAAGCUAAUUUCCUCCAUUUCAGAUUCGUUCAUUGAUGUUCAUACUUGGAAAGAUAUCAUUAAGGAGGUACAAUUACUGGCAGUGAUUAGAAUAUCAUUAUCUUCGUUUGCAGACAGGUUAAUUGCAGCAUCUGAAAAAGGAGAAUCCAUACGAGCAAUCAUUGGAUCUAACACCAUCUAUCAGCAGUUAUUGACCCUUCUCGAUAAAUCAAGUUUCAACUUCUUGAGAUUGGUACUAUUGAGAUUGGUCGUAGAAAGAAAAGGAAGAGUCUUUUUACUGAAAACUUUCCGUUCCAAAGUUGCCGAGCAUAUUCCAUGGAUUUCUUCAGUGCUUCAUGGGUUCAAAUACACUGACAGCAUCCCACAAAACGUCUUGAUACAUGUAUUGAAUGGACUUGAAGAGAUUGGAGCAUGUGUGGACAUGAUUAUGAGUUUACGACAACAGCAAGGAGACAACACCUCCAAGACAGAGUCCAUUAUCAAACUCAAAUCCUCACUCGAAUCCAUCAUUCACACAGGACAACAAAUUGAUAUUCAUUCUCUUAAAAAACUAUGCUACUUGGCUGUUAUUGACAAGUGUUACUUGUCGUUCUGUGCUGAAACAUCCAUUAAGGAAAGUAGAAUUGUCAUGUCUGAGGAAGAGUUGGCAAGUAGAAAUACCAUCGACAUCACCAAGCUCAAAAAUUAUCUCCUCAAGCAUGUCUUGAAGGAUGAAAAAGAAGUAUUGAUGGCUAUCAAAUUUGCUACCAAUGCAUUUGAUGACAGUAAUUUCUUCUACCUCAAUGAGAAUACCACUCUGGAGAAUUUGACCUUGGUUCACAUUGUACAUCAUGUUUGUUCCAUUGCUCUUUCAAAUUUCUCUUCCGAUCAAUUCUGGUGGAUGCUUUUAUUUGAACCCUUAUCUAUGAAAGAUAAAUAUUUACCAAGCGUAACCGAUGAUGCCAGAAGUCAAGUCAUUAACACAAUCAAUAACAGUGGCGGCAUUAUAAAUUGGUACCGCUGUGCAAAGGGCCACGUUUACUUUAUUGAUUUGUGUGGACUUCCUUUGGAACAGGCUCAAUGCCCAGAAUGUGGGCUUCCAAUUGGAGGCUCUGACCAUGUUCCUCACUAUUCAAACGAUAAGAUCAAACAUGAAGAGGAUCUAGCACCAACAGGCUAUGCUGUUUAUGAAUACUUUAAAGAACGAGAUUUAAAAGCUACUGUUCGUUCCUUGUCACCAAUAGCUUUUCGAGUUGUCAGACUUGUUAUACAUUCAUUGCUUAUUACUGGAUCUUCUCUAUUUCCAGAAAGAGAAGAUGAGUACAAGGCUCUCUUCCACAAGUCAAUGGACGUAUCAUCCAUUACCAAUCUUCAUGAAUAUCUAUUGUCACACAUAAGAAACGAUUGGAGUAUUAUUAUUGAACUGUUGGGAGAAAAUAAUGAAGAGAAGGCAAGCGUAUUAUUGUUUAAUAUUUUGGAACUAUUUAGCUACUCAUCAAAACAAAUGGAACUUAAGAGAAAAUCGAACACAAAACAACAACCAGGAAUUGUUUCACGAGACUUGUCCACCAAGACUGGAAGAAAUGCUUGGGAAAAUCACUUCAAUGGCUGCGUUUCAAUGGUGAUGGAAAAUGCUACAAAGAAGUAUCAAUUAUAUUUCAAACAAUUGGACAAUUUCCAAAAGAGAAGUCAUGAUCCAGUCACCAAUGUAUUGCUAUUCUCGCCAGAAUCGACCUCACAGCCAAUAUUACCCCUCAUGGAUCCUAUCAGCCAGUUGUGGAAUAUCAAGGUACCAAUUACCUAUGAACAAUUCAAACUCGCCUUUAUCAAUGACAGAGUAGAGCAGAAAUAUCCAAUAUUGAACCUCUUUAUUCAGAAUGAACCAAUGCUCUAUGCCACAAGAUACAUUCCACAUGUGAUCAAAUGGCAAAAAUUGAUCAUGUCUACCUUUUCCCGAAGAAUUGAUAGGCACUAUGCAAGAACUAGAACUGUUCGAGACGUGUUAUCAGAAUUUAAUUCUGCCAUGGCAUUGUCUCCUGUCAUUUUACAAAUGGGUUCAGACAAGAAGGCAUCGAUCGAAAAAUUAUUUGAAGGAUGGGCCAAAGCAUUUAACCAUAGUUGGAAAUUUAUUGAUCGAUACAAGUGCUUGCCUCUUCCUAAUUGGUGUAGAAAUAUUGUCAUGACCAAAGAUACUCCACUCUCGUUUUCUAUUCCAGACGAGUCGGGGCAAGAUGAAGGCAUUUGUUCACUUGCUGUGACGCAAUUCUUAAUUGACAAACAUAAUGAGGUGAUUGAAAAGGUAGGAAAAUUCUUCAAUAAGAAUGUAGAAAACACUCCAAUUGAAAUUUCAAGCCGAUUUGUUUCCAAACAUCACCUUAUUGUAUUUAAUAUCGAAGAAGAGCUUGUAUCAGUUAUUGCAGAAUCGAAAUUGAGCGAACCAAUAUUACUCAAUAUUACUAGUAGUGACAAUUCCAACAAACAAAAUUCCAGACACAAGUUUGACUAUGAAAGAAUUGAACAAUUUAUUUUGACCAAAUACUUGUCAGGCAAGCCAAAGAUCAAGUUAGAAUUGGAAGGCUUCUUAUUCUUGAACGAAACACGAUACUCGAGCGGAUUUGGAGAUCAAAUUGGAGGACCAGUGAGCGAACUCAAACGAAAAAUCAAGCAAUUAGAAAUUCCAACAGAUAUCAAACAAGCGAUCAUUCUCGAGAUGAGAGCAAAUGAAACUAGUUUAGAUUUAAUUCAAGCCUGUUUAAGACAAGUGGAGGAAUGUAUUUCAUUCUUGCAAGCUAUUUCAAGUUCUAAUAAUUUGGAAGGAGUGGAAAAGAUGUCCAUCAGCGAUUAUUUACAUAACAUUUUGCUUGUAGAUCCAUCUACCACAUCCAAUCAACCAUUAUGCAACAUUUCGAAUAUUAUGAUUCAUGUCAAAUUGUGCCAUCUGUUAUCAUUAUGGCAAUUGUUGGAGAAUGAGCUUUCACCAGGAACCGCCAUUGAAUCUUCUAUCAUUUCAAGCAAGUACAAGCGUGUCAUUCCAUCACCUGUUCUCACUCACUUGAAAGAAUUCAAAGAAAAGCUCUCACUUUCUGAUCUUUCAACGUUGACAUGUUCCAUUAAGGAAUUGUUACUCUCCUAUUUCACAAACGAAACAUUGGAUUCGGAGAUUCCUCUCAAGCAAAUGCUGGAAAUUACUCCUGCUAUAGAGAGCAUGCCACAAAUUUCCAAACAAACCAAACAAACGGACAGCGCUGACAAUAAUGGAGGAAAAAAACUUGGUGAUUUCAAGUGGCUGCAAUUGUUGUCUGAUGAAUUGAAAACAGCACACCUGUUUGAAGUGUAUUGUCAACUCACAACUAGCUCUCAAUAA